CCAUUCAGUCCGCCGAAUUGCCACUUUUCUCUCUCUUUCUCGUCUUGGCUCUCUUUUUGCACCUGUGCAAGUGUGUGUUUCGCUGCUCCCGCGGUGCGUGUGCCUGUCUGUGUGUGUGCGUGAGCUGCGGGGGGGGUGCAGUGCCGAGUGCAGUGGUGUUGGGGCAUCGGUGAGUGGGGCGCGCGCGCGCUUUUGCUUGCCGCAGUCGUCGCAGUCGACGUCGCUGCCGGCGUCGACGUUUGUUGUUUGCGCCUAACAAACACUCGCAGCGGUUUUUGUGCUGACUUUAGAUUUUAGUUUUGCUGAUACCGUAAGAGAUAAAUGACGUGCCGCGGCGAGCGACGAAUUAGCGGCCCAAAACAGAAGAAAACUCAGCAGCCAAAACACAAACAGAAGGCAGAAAGCCAGUAAAAGAAAAACAGAGUCGAGCAACAAGCAAAUGUUUGGCCAAGCCAACAAACCUAAUGUAAUAGCUAAAAUAGCGAAAUGUGUUUAAGUUAGUCUAAAAACGUCCACAAUUAGUGCAAAAAAGUUCAAAAUGUUAUAAAUUUUGGAAAAUCUAACGAAUACCUCAAGCGUAAAGAAGUAACAAAAGUAGAAACAAACAACGAACCGAGUGCAAAAACUUAGUGCAAUUUAUCCCCAAAACGAAAGCAAAAAAUUCAGAGCCCCAACAAGCUGGCAUAAGAACCAUGUCAGAAGUGUGAAACGCUGCGUAUACGCAAUAUCGCAAUAUCGCCGAACCCAAUAACGCAGACAUCACGCAUACGCCGCGUCGUGCAAAAUGAUUAUGGUGCAACAUUUGGUGGCCGCCACGGCUCACAACUUCGCCAGCCAGGCGGCGGCAUCCCUCGUCAAUGUGUCCAGCUCCAGUUCGAGUUCCAGUUCGAGUUCGAGUUCGAGUUCCUCAUCCUCGCUCUCCUUGUCGUCCUCCUCGUCGAGCUCCUCGCUGUCGUCGGCCACGCCCACGCCGGUGGCCUCGCCCCUGACGCCCACAUCGCCACCGCCGGCAGCCGCCGCGCCCGCAGAAGCCUCACCGCCAGCAGGAGCCGAGUUGCAGGAGGAGGCGAAGCAGCAGCAGGAUGCGGCGCUAAAGGACCAAGAAAAGAGAAGGAGGAGCAGGUCAAGGGGGGAGGAACCAGGUGCCAUAGUCGAUACCGAGUCAGUGUUGGCGCGGCAAAGUCCAAGUCCAGUUGCGCCCACCAAAGUCCCCGAGUCACCAGUGGAGGAGGAAUCCCCGAAGUCGCCGCCCGCUAAAGACGACGAAGAGGAGUCGGAGUCCGUUGCCUCGGACUGUCGCGAGUUCAAAGUGCUCUACAAUCACCUGCGGCAGCAGCAGCACCACCACCAGUCUCCCGUUUCCCCGGACAAGACGCGCAGCACUUUGGACGACGUCUCCAAGAUCCUUUGGGAGCGAAAGCAGCAGCUGCAGCGCAGCUCCGUGAUUACCGCCGCACCCACGCUGCAACACCAACACCAACACCAACAACAACACCAACACCAACAACAACAGCAGCUGCAGCAGCAACCGAUGAGCGACAUCGAGGACGAGGAGACGCUGGAGGACGUCGACGAUGCGGACGCGGAUGUGGAGGCGGACGGCGAGGACGAGGAGCUGCUGGAGCAGUACCAGGAUGGCUACGACUCCCCGCUGGACUUGUCCCUCGGCGGGGCAAGCAGUGCCGCCGCUUCGGCCGCUGCAGCAGCCGCUGCUGCCUCGGCGGCCAGCCGAAGAAGGGGACGCACUUACUCCGGCACCGAGUCCGACGACUCCGCGCAGUGCGAGCGGGCCAGGAUGCGUCUCAAGCCGGAGCGCAAGGCGGAACGUUCGGCGGCCUACAAGAAGAGCUUGAUGAAGCGAUACUACACCGAAAUUCCUAUUGUCAAACAAUCAACGAGUCCGGCACCGCAGCAGCAACACCAGCAACAGCAACACCUGCAGCAGCACCAGCAACAGCAGGCGCACAAUGCGGCAACAUUUGCCGGCGCCACCGCGCUGCUCCACAUCAAGACGGAGCAGAACGCGCUGCUCACGCCGCUCCAGCUGCAACAGCAACAACAACAACAGCAGCAGCACAGCUUGCACGGUGCAACAGGCAACGGUGGCAGCAGCAACGGCAACAGUGCCCACCAGCAGCAACAACCGCUGGCCAUUCCGCACCGCCCGCUGCUCCACAAUCUGCUCAGCGGCGGUGCAAUCCACAAUCCGCACCACAGAAACUACACUACGGCCACAACAGGUUCAUUUCCGCCCAGUCCCGCGGACAGCGGCGUCUCCGACGUGGACAGCUCCAGUUCCGGCGGCCAGCCCUGCGCCGACGAGCUGAAGGCGCGGCUGGGCAUGCCGGCGGCCACCUCGGCGUCGGCAGCGGCGGCGGCAGCAGCGGCGGCGGCGGCAGCGGCACACCUGCACACGGGCACCUUUCUGCAUCCGAAUUUAUACCAGAACAAUGCGGCGAAUUCGCUGCGGAACAUAUGGAAUCGCAGUGUCGGGGUGCCCGACAACUAUUACGGAAGCAGUGGCGCCGGCAGCGCGGGCGGGCAGCCGGGAGUGCCGGGCAACCCGCAGACGCCGGGAGGCUACCUGGCCACGUCCUACUUCAGUGCGCCGUCAGCGGCGGCGGCGGCGUCGCAGCGCGGCAACCCCAUCAACGGCUAUCAUUCCCUGCACCAGCAGCAGCAGCAACAGCAGUCGCAGCAAGCGCAGCAGCAGCAACAGCAGCAGCAGCAGCAGCUGACCCACCAGCAACUGUCGCACCAGCAGCAACAGGCGUUGCACCAGCAACUGUCGCACCAACAGCAGCAACAGCAGCAGCAGCAACAACAGCAGCAACAACAACACCCGCACUCGCAGCUGAACGGUCCGCAUCCGCACUCACAUCCGCACUCGCAUCCGCACGGACAUCCGCAGUCGGGUGCCGGCCAGCACACGCAUUCCACAAUCGCCGCCGCGGCCGCAGCAGCCGCCUCCGUGGUAAGCAGCAGCAGCAGCGUGGCAGCGGCGGCCAUGCUGAGCGCCAGUGCGGCGGCAGCGGCGACAGCGGCGGCGGCAGCAGCGGCGGCGGGGGGCGGCGGGGGAUCGCAGAGCGUGAUCCAGCCGGCGACGUCCAGCGUCAGCUACGAUCUCUCCUACAUGCUGGAGCUGGGCGGCUUCCAGCAGCGGAAGGCGAAGAAGCCGCGCAAGCCGAAGCUCGAGAUGGGCGUGAAGCGGCGCAGCCGGGAGGGCUCCACCACCUACCUGUGGGAGUUCCUGCUGAAGCUGCUGCAGGACCGCGAGUACUGUCCGCGCUUCAUCAAGUGGACGAACCGGGAGAAGGGCGUCUUCAAGCUGGUCGACUCGAAGGCCGUGUCCCGCCUGUGGGGCAUGCACAAGAACAAGCCGGACAUGAACUACGAGACGAUGGGCCGGGCGCUGCGCUACUACUACCAGCGCGGCAUCCUGGCCAAGGUGGACGGCCAGCGGCUGGUCUACCAGUUCGUCGACGUGCCCAAGGACAUCGUCGAGAUCGACUGCAACGGCGUCUGAGGAUCAAGGGGGUUCGCCUGUAAAUAGGAUUCGAUGCGAUGUGCGAUCCAACUGGAAUGGAAUGGCAAUAGGUUCUCUGGGUUGGGGCAAUUGUGAAAAGAAAACAAAUCAACCGGCUAGCGGCAAUAGUGGCUGAAACAAAAGGCCACGCGAGGUGGGGAUUUCUUUGUAUAUGCGUUGAGUUUUUGGUUAGCCAGCGAUAAGCAUAAGUUACACAUAGCUGAUAGUCCCAAUACGCGUAAACAUAUACUUAUAUAUACAUGCAUAUAUAUUCACACCCUGUGUCCUGUACCCUAUACAUACACCCAGCUAAAUCGGCUAAAUCGGCGGUAAUUGAUGAUCUAUUCAUUGGCGUUAGUGUUGUACUUGUAACUGUAGUUCUACCUGUAAACUGUAACUGUAACUGUAAUGAAUAUUGUUAUUAUUGGUUAUUAUUAUUAUUAUUACUAUUAUGAAUAUUAUUAUUGCUAUUGCUACCAGACCGAAUUGAUUCAUAUUGAUAUUCGAUAAACGUGUGUAAUAUGUAAAUGAGUACGAGCCCUUAUAGCUGCAAGAAAUUCUCCAACUCUAACCCUAACUCUAUCUCUAUCGAUCUAAAUCUAAAUCUAAAGCUAAAUCUAAAUCUAAAUGUAUAUGAGUAUGUAUAUGCCUAGCCUAAUACCCUUUCAACUGCCCCCCAAAACCCCCCCGCUGCCCAAGGACAAGCACAGUGCAAGAAAGGAUGUGAGCCUUACCUUUAUAUAGAUGCGUAUAUAUGCGGAUCGGAACGAUCUGCGCGGUGUCUGCGUGCUUGGGCUAAUUGUUUUUGUUGCUUAUUUUAUAAACGAAGAGAGAUGGAAAUUUAUUAUUUCAUAGUUUUAGCUACUUUUACGAUUACGCCUAGGUUAUUUAUUUAAGUGUUUCUCCAGCUAAACCCCUUAACUUCGCCCCCCAAACAAAAACACAAAACACACACACACUUCCUAACUGGAGCUGCGAACCCAGAUAACUGGUGGUCUAAACUUUCUUGUAAUUAUUAUUUGAUAAGUUUUGUAUAUUUACAACAUCAACAGCAAAAAGAUGAUCAUGAUAAAUUCGAAGACAAGCACUCCUUGAGCCAUCGUUUGAGCAGUCUUAGAACAGCAAACCAGCCAAACUCAAUCCUCUCGAUCUGAAGUUUAUCUUUAAAGCGUAAAGUAAUCAAACGUAUUCUUGUUAACGUCACACUGCCAGAAAUCGAACAGAACCGAGAUACUGACCAUAGUUUCAACAACCUUAACUGCAACUGCAACUGCAACUGCAACAGCAACCUGCAACCUGCAAUCCUCAAUGCAAUAUACCGACAACUUUUACAACAAUUUCCAAACACUGCCCAAAACGUGCAAUCUCUUAGAAGGAAACUUUGAGCCUUGAAUAGGAAAAGAGAAUAAAACCAACUCCUAGUUCUUUAAUCUAUUUCUUUAAUAGUUGCGUUCUCUAAGUACCUUUAUCUAUUAUCAUUAUUAUUAUGUGUACGUGAAGAUGAAGUCUACAAUAUAUCAUUUUGUUUAUGAUGAUUGGUGAUUGAUGAUGCAAAUAAACAAAGUGAGUCUUGAGUUCAACUCUGUUCAUUGUAAACAAUUUUUUAUGAUUAUUUUUUAUUUUUUAAAUAAAAUUAUUAUUUCAA
This is a messenger RNA of Drosophila ficusphila, 5171 nucleotides long. It is a transcript of the gene Eip74EF, whose product is annotated as ecdysone-induced protein 74EF. The record is from RefSeq and is a predicted model, not a curated record. Lineage: Eukaryota; Metazoa; Arthropoda; Insecta; Diptera; Drosophilidae. Gene Ontology annotation, molecular function: sequence-specific DNA binding; DNA-binding transcription factor activity, RNA polymerase II-specific. Gene Ontology annotation, cellular component: nucleus. The transcript has 5 exons. The coding region runs from base 785 to 3526 and encodes 913 amino acids. Gene Ontology annotation, biological process: regulation of transcription by RNA polymerase II; cell differentiation.